AUGAGUGGACAGGCAAUUUUCUAUUUCUUCUUGCUUUGUUUGAAAAAAUUCGACAGUAAUUCCAUAAAGAUUCACUAUAUAUACUCUCUUUUCUUCUCUCUCACAGGUGCAAGAUCAUUUCAUCGAAGAAGUUUGCAUCACAUUGGAGACGAGCCAAAUCCCUACGAACAAGCAAUAUCAAUUAUAGGAAGAACGCUAUCCAAAUUUGACGAAGAUAACUUAAUUCCAUGUUUUGGUUUUGGAGAUGAGAUUUGUGAGGGCUUCGAGGAAGUUUUGAGCCGGUAUAGAGAGCUCGUUCCUCAAUUGCGACUUGCAGGACCAACUUCAUUUGCCCCUGUUAUUGAGAUGGCUAUCACUAUUGUCGAGCAAAGUGGUGGCCAAUACCAUGUUUUACUGAUAAUUGCUGAUGGUCAGGUCACGAGAAGUGUGGGCACUGCUCGUGGCCAGUUAAGUCCCCAAGAGAAGAGAACUGUGGAUGCAAUUGUGAAAGCAAGUGACCCACUGUCGAUAAUAUUAGUCGGAGUUGGGGAUGGGCCUUGGGAUUUUGUAAACUUCACGGAGAUUAUGUCGAAAAACACGGAUCUACCCCGUAAAGAAGCCGAGUUUGCACUUUCGGCUUUGAUGGAAAUACCUUCUCAAUAUAAAGCCACGCUCGAGCUUAACAUUCUUGGUGCAACUAGAGGUAAUGGAGUGGAUAGAGUUGCUCUUCCUCCUCCUUUGUACGGUGCAAACUCUGUUUCCACACCAAAAACCUCACAAAACGGCAUUUUUCGACCGAGUGAACCUUCUAGAAGCCAACACGAACCAGCUGUUCGCACGAGCCAACUUCAAGCUACGAAGGAUGGAUCAGCCAUAGUAUCUGAAGCUACAACAUCCGAAGGCAAUGCUCUUAAAAUUAAAGAAUUGGAAGCCACAAUUAUCCAAGAUGAAGUUGCUUCAAGUCAAGGUAUAAAAAUUAGGAGAAGACCACCAACUGGACAACCUCUUCAUUAUGUCGGACCGUUUGAGUUUCGCUUGCAGAAUGAAGGCAAUACUCCUCGUAAUAUUCUUGAAGAAAUUGUAUGGAAUAAGGACGUUGAAGUCUCUCAGAUGAAAGAAAGAAAACCGCUGAGCACGCUGAAAAAGCUGUUAGAUAAUGCUCCCCCUGUAAGAGAUUUUAUUGGAGCACUUAAAGGCGCUAAUACACGAACUGGUCUACCUGGUUUGAUUGCCGAGGUAAAAAAGGCUUCACCAAGUAGAGGAGUCCUUAGAGAAGAUUUUGAUCCUGUUCAGAUUGCUAAAGCCUAUGAAAAAGGCGGAGCAGCUUGCCUUAGUGUUUUAACUGAUGAGAAGUAUUUCCAGGGAAGUUUUGAAAAUUUAGAAGCCAUCAGGAAAUCCGGAGUACAAUGUCCCCUCUUGUGUAAGGAGUUUGUGGUAGAUGCAUGGCAAAUCUUCUAUGCUCGUGUAAAAGGCGCAGAUGCUAUUUUAUUAAUUGCGGCCGUUUUACCCGACUUGGACAUCAAGUAUAUGAUUAAGAUUUGCAAAUUGCUCGGUUUAACAGCCCUUGUUGAGGUACAUGAUGAGUUAGAGAUGGAUCGUGUGCUCGAAAUUGACGGGAUUGAACUUGUUGGCAUUAAUAACCGUGACCUCGGAACAUUUGAGGUUGAUAUCACAAACACGAAAAAGCUCCUUGAAGGUGAGCGGGGACAAAGGAUAAUCGAGAAAGGCAUUAGUAUUGUUGGAGAGUCGGGACUUUUCACGCCUGCUGAUAUUGCAUAUGUUCACGAAGCUGGCGUCAAAGCUGUUUUGGUUGGGGAGUCGAUUGUGAAGCAGAAAGACCCUUGCGCGGGUAUAGCUCAACUCUUCGUUCUAUCUAAGAUAUUUGAGGUUUACAUUAUGAAGAAGUGA
This is a messenger RNA of Striga asiatica, 1887 nucleotides long. The record is from the annotation of a GenBank genome assembly. NCBI's taxonomy places the organism in Eukaryota, Viridiplantae, Streptophyta, Magnoliopsida, Lamiales, Orobanchaceae.